UUGAAAAUGAAGGAGCGGUGAAGAGGAAGAAGAAAAGGAAGUUGUUAGCCGGCUAACUACAUUAGCACUCUUCUGGUUUUAAGCGUUUUGGUAAUGGCGCCUUUAGACCUUGAUAAGUACGUAGAAAUAGCGAGACACUGCAAGUAUCUACCGGAAAAUGAUCUAAAGAGAUUAUGUGAUUAUGUUUGUGAUUUACUGCUUGAAGAAUCAAAUGUUCAGCCAGUGUCUACUCCAGUGACUGUUUGUGGAGAUAUUCAUGGUCAGUUUUAUGAUCUUUGUGAGCUCUUCAGAACUGGAGGCCAAGUUCCAGACACAAAUUACAUUUUCAUGGGAGACUUUGUAGACAGAGGAUAUUAUAGCUUGGAGACAUUUACACAUCUGCUAGCUUUAAAAGCAAAGUGGCCGGACCGUAUCACACUUCUACGUGGAAACCAUGAAAGCAGACAAAUAACACAAGUGUACGGCUUUUAUGAUGAGUGCCAAACAAAAUAUGGAAAUGCCAAUGCCUGGCGGUAUUGCACCAAAGUGUUUGACAUGCUGACAGUGGCAGCUUUGAUAGAUGAGCAGGUCCUGUGUGUCCAUGGUGGUCUUUCACCAGACAUCAAGACAUUGGACCAGAUCCGCACCAUUGAACGCAACCAGGAGAUUCCCCACAAGGGAGCCUUCUGUGAUCUUGUGUGGUCAGAUCCAGAGGAUGUGGACACCUGGGCUAUCAGUCCACGAGGUGCAGGUUGGCUGUUCGGCUCCAAGGUUACUAAUGAGUUUGUGCACAUCAACAACCUGAAGCUCAUCUGCCGUGCACAUCAGCUGGUUCACGAAGGCUACAAGUUCAUGUUUGAUGAGAAGCUGGUGACCGUGUGGUCAGCGCCUAACUACUGCUAUCGCUGCGGAAACAUAGCAUCCAUCAUGGUCUUCAAGGACGUCAACAGACGAGAGCCCAAGCUGUUCCGCGCCGUCCCUGACUCCGAGCGUGUCAUACCUCCCCGAACAACCACCCCCUACUUCCUCUAAUGACAGAAGCCACUUCUCUCUCUCCACUCCACAUAUUUUAAGGAAUUAAUCGAAGUAAAAACCCUUUUAGGUCUACAGCAUCUUGAAUAGCAAAGGGUUUCUUCCAAAGCUACAGUCUCUUUGCACCACAUUUACUUUGUUCUGUCACAAAAAGAAAAAAAAAUUCUUUUCUACCCCUAAUGAGAAAAUGCUACCUUUUAAAUUCCCUCCAUAUUUUAAUAAGAAAAUGGUUUGAUUUUAAUUUUAUCUAUCCGACUAAAGCAAAUAAAGCAUUUAAACUGGUGGUAACUGCCAAUAAUACAUGUUCAAAUAAAGUUAUAUUUUAUUUAUCAGUGUAGCAGUUUGAGCUCAUGGUUGCCUUUUGAAAGACUGGACUACUUCUCUGUUGGGAUGACUGUUGUUUCUGGCAUUAGGAAAUAAGCUGUUGUAAUAAUUGUUCCUGUUUAAACACCAGCUAUUCAGCUGCUGAGCCCACCAGUCCCACAGCAUUCUGCCUUAACUGUGGGAUUCUUUUCAGUUUGUUUUUAAAAAGUAUCCUAUGUUACUGCAGACACAUUUUAUGAUGAGGUGAGUUGUUGCAACAGUGACUUUUAUAAGCAAUAUUUAAAUCUGAAAAUAACAUUUCCAGGGCAUUUGUAGCAGAGAAUGGUUCGAUUUGAUGUUGUUCCCCAGUUUUGUAAUUUCAAUAAAACAUUAUUCCUUAA
Epinephelus fuscoguttatus (brown-marbled grouper) is the source of this 1715-nucleotide messenger RNA. Its product is annotated as serine/threonine-protein phosphatase 6 catalytic subunit-like. Gene Ontology annotation, molecular function: protein serine/threonine phosphatase activity. The transcript is spliced from 7 exons. Gene Ontology annotation, cellular component: cytoplasm. Gene Ontology annotation, biological process: G1/S transition of mitotic cell cycle; peptidyl-serine dephosphorylation. Bases 94 to 1011 code for a protein of 305 amino acids. The record is from RefSeq and is a predicted model, not a curated record. Lineage: Eukaryota; Metazoa; Chordata; Actinopteri; Perciformes; Serranidae.